AUGGCGGGCAGGUUUAGCCCCUGUGGUAGUUCUGCUGCUGGCGGCGCUGCUGCUGGGGCAUUGCGCGCGGACGAGGCGCAGCUCGCGCCAUCUUCCGCUUCCGCCCCGAUCUCCCCCCCCACCCCCAGCUCUCAACCUGCGCCCUUCCCUCCGCGCACCAAGGGCCUUCUGCUGCACGCUGCGCCGGGCGUGGACUUGGGGCGGCCCGCGGGCAUUCACCCGCUGCGCGGGCAGCCCGCGUGGGACGACGAGGAGGAGGAAGGGGGGGGCGCGGGGAGCGGCGCUGGUGGAAGCGGCGGCACUGUCGCCUCGAGCGCAAUGGGGGAGGGCAGCGGGGGACUGGGCGGCGGCGGGGCCGGCGGCGGAGGGAGCGGCGCGUUUCCGGUGCACGGGGAGCUGACGAUCUCGUCCGCCGCAACGGCGGCGUCGUCGCGCGCGUUCCAGCGCGCGUGCCAGUCGCUGACGCCCGACGCGGCGUGGAUCUGCUACAAGGGCGGAGACGUGCUGGCGCAGCCGAAUCUCGCGCUGUACCUCGUGUGGUACGGCGACUGGGACAACGACCGCAAUGGCGGCGACAGCGGGCGGAAAUACAUCCGCCAUUUCAUCAACAACCUCGGGAUGCCCGGAUUGGAGGGCCUGCCGUCGCCCAACAGUUGGUGGCAGAUCGUGCGCCAGUACGCGGACCGCGCGGGCGUGAAACCCGGAGCGCAAGUGACUAUAAAGGGCGAGCACGAGAACAAGCAGUACUCGCAGGGGCGGCACCUGAGCGCUGACACGUCGAGCGUCUUCAAUAUUGUCAUCGAUGCGAUUAACGCCGGCGCGCUGCCGUUCGAUCCCGCGGGCGCUUACGUCGUGCUGACGUCGGAUGACGUCACGCUGGCGAGCGCGGACCAAUCGCAGUCGUUCUGCGGGGUGAAGGGCAAGGGGUACUGCGGGUGGCACCACCAGUCGGGCGUCAUGCUCGGCCCCAACGACAGCUACCCGCUCACCUUCACGCACGUCGGCAACGCGGUGACGCAGUGUGCGGCGGGGUGCAUAGGGGGCUUUGGCACGUACAAGCUGCCCAACAGCGGGUUCUGGGGCGUGGACGGCAUCGUCUCCAUCCUCGCCCACGAGCUCGCUGAGCUCGUCACCAACCCUGAUGGCAAGUCAGGGUGGACGGGCAACAACGGGGAGAUUGGCGACAUGUGCUCGUUUGACUUUGGGGCUGUCACGGUGGGCGUGGACGCGGGAGGGCAGUCGUUCGGCUACAACAUGGCCGCUGCUGACGGCUCCGUCUUCCUCAUUCAACGCCUCUGGAACGCCUUUGCUCCCAUUGGCCAUGCACCAUCCCUCCACAAGUCGCUCCCUGCUUCCUUGCCCCAGCUCAUCCAUUCUCAACUCCUUCCACCCCCUUUCCCACGCCUCUCUCACUUGACCACCGCAGGUAGCUGUGCAGUGGAGCUGCCCAAGGCCCUCACCACGCCACCCUCCUCCUCCUCCACCUCCUCCCAGAGCGUCCAAUCCUCCUCCGCUUCAACCCCUCCCACCACACCCACUCCCACCACACCUACAUCCUCUCUCCCAGCAACCCCUCUCUCCACGCUCGAAGCACCCAAGCAGUGCAAGGCAGUGCAGGCUCAGGCAGCAGCGUUCACAGGAAGCAUCGGCGGGGGCAACUGCUGCAGCGGGUACUCAGACGCGUUUGUGCGCGUGCCGUGGGAUCUCAGCUGCAGCAGCUUCUGUGUGUGCGUGGGUGGCGUGGCCAGCUUCCAAGUGUCCUGCCCUUCCGGCACCAUCUUUGACUCAGCACGCUCCCUCUGCUCUGCUCCUUCUCCCUCCAACACCUGCCCAUAA
Molecule: messenger RNA, 1836 nt
Organism: Closterium sp. NIES-65
Lineage: Eukaryota; Viridiplantae; Streptophyta; Zygnematophyceae; Desmidiales; Closteriaceae
Source: the annotation of a GenBank genome assembly